Aspergillus campestris IBT 28561 is the source of this 453-nucleotide messenger RNA. Its product is annotated as EF-hand superfamily Ca2+-modulated protein. The record is from RefSeq and is a predicted model, not a curated record. The transcript has 4 exons. The coding region runs from base 1 to 453 and encodes 150 amino acids. NCBI's taxonomy places the organism in Eukaryota, Fungi, Ascomycota, Eurotiomycetes, Eurotiales, Aspergillaceae.
AUGCCUCCCAAAAAGCGCGCGACACCAUCCACCGCACCCAAGAAAUCGCGCGCGUCCAAACUAGCCCGCGAAAACGACAUCUCCGCCGAAGAGGAGAACGAAAUCAAAGAAGCCUUCCACCUAUUCUCCGCCCCGCACGACGAUUUCCCCGAUGAAAAGGAGGGCGUGAUACCGCAAGAGGAUGUGCGCAAGGCAUUGGUACCCCAAGAACUCCAGUCGAUCCUCUCCGCCCUCGACCCAACAUCCACCGGCCUCGUCCCCUACGCCCCCUUCCUCGCCGUCGCAGCCGCAAAACUCCACUCUCGCUCCGACGACGCCAACGCCGCAGAAGACCAGCUGGGCGAGGACCUCCUGCGGGAUAUGAUCCUCGAGGCGAAUGGGGGUGAGGGUGUACAGGCUGGGGUGACGUUGGAGGAGUUUAGGGAUGUUAUGACUCGUGCUGGGGUUUUUUGA